AUGCUGUCAUCAAACGCAAGAAUAUUCAACGCACCCCCAUCACUAGAGGAAUUUGAUCGUCUCUGCUCCCAAACCACCAACCCAGAGACAUACCCUCUAGCAACAGAAAUCAUCAAAAACGUACCCAUAUACGAUCUCCCAGCAUACCAGUCCCAAAUCAGCGAGUCAGCCGUCAUCAGCAACCUACAAGAAGAAUGGUACCGCAUCCUCCUCUCCGGGCCAGGCGUCUUCGUCUUACGGGGCAUGUAUCGCAACGAACAAACCCUCUCCACAACCACCCAAAUUUACGAUCAAAUCAUCUCCCUUGAAAGCAAAUCCAAAAAGCAAGAAGGAGACCACUUCGCCGCCUCACCCAGCACAAACGAUCGUAUCUGGAAUUCGUUCGCCAAACACGCCUUGCUCAACCCGGCGAGUUUUGUGGCGUACUACUCCAACCCUUGGCUCGCGCACGUAUCGACCGCCUGGCUCGGUCCUGCGUAUCGAAUCACGGCGCAAGUCAACGUCGUCAAACCAGGCGGAAAACAGCAGAAUUCGCAUCGCGAUUAUCACCUGGGAUUUCAAGACGAUGCGUCGUGCCAGCAAUACCCGAGAAGUAUGCACGUCGCAAGUCAAUUUUUGACUUUGCAAGGAGCGAUUGCGCAUACAGACAUGCCAGUUGAAAGUGGGCCGACGUGGUUGUUGCCCUUCAGCCAGAGAUUCGAGGCUGGAUAUCUUUCUUAUCGGCGCGCCGAAUUCCAGAAAUAUUUCGAGGAGAGGUUUGUCACUGUCCCGCUGCAAAGGGGGGAUGGCGUGUUUUUCAAUCCGGCGCUGUUCCAUGCUGCAGGCGCGAAUGAGACAACCAGUAACCAAAGGGUUGCGAAUUUAUUGCAGAUUAGUUGCGCGUUUGGGAAGGCGAUGGAGAUGGUUGAUUGUGUGCCUGUGGUGGAGAGGUGUUGGGAUCAUGUUUUGAGGUUACACAAAUCAGUGUCGCCCUUUUCUACUUCUGAUGGUGAAGUAUUAUCGCUAGAAGUAUCGUCCCUCGUCCAAGCCAUAGCAGACGGAUACCCGUUCCCUACGAACCUGGAUCGCAGGCCCCCUGCGCCUAGCGGGCUUGCGCCGGAGAGUGAGCAGGAUGUUUUGAGGCGCGGGUUGAGAGAGAAGUGGACUGGGCAGAGAGUUGUUGCUGAGUUGAGGCAGAUGAGGGUUGAGUCGGGCGAUGAUAGUGCGCUUCUCUUAGGGUUGUAA
This is a messenger RNA of Talaromyces amestolkiae, 1224 nucleotides long. RefSeq lists its product as uncharacterized. NCBI's taxonomy places the organism in Eukaryota, Fungi, Ascomycota, Eurotiomycetes, Eurotiales, Trichocomaceae. Gene Ontology annotation, biological process: fatty acid alpha-oxidation. Gene Ontology annotation, molecular function: phytanoyl-CoA dioxygenase activity. The coding region runs from base 1 to 1224 and encodes 407 amino acids. The transcript has a single exon. The record is from RefSeq and is a predicted model, not a curated record.